Molecule: messenger RNA, 1489 nt
Organism: Suillus fuscotomentosus
Lineage: Eukaryota; Fungi; Basidiomycota; Agaricomycetes; Boletales; Suillaceae
Product: PIN domain-like protein
Exons: 9
Coding region: 52-1296 (414 amino acids)
Cellular component (GO): nucleus; cytoplasm
Molecular function (GO): DNA binding; 5'-flap endonuclease activity; 5'-3' exonuclease activity
Source: RefSeq, a predicted model, not a curated record
ACACACCUCACCACCAUCCACUACGUCGAGAUCCAACACAACCAAAAAAACAUGGGAAUCAAAGGACUCACAGCACUCAUCUCCGAGCAUGCACCAAAGGCUAUUACAGAACAUGAGAUUAAGACCCUCUUUGGACGCAAAGUCGCCAUAGACGCGUCCAUGUCCAUAUACCAGUUCCUUAUUGCUGUCCGCCAGAAGGAUGGCGAGAUGCUCACAAACGAUGCGGGGGAGACGACGAGUCAUUUGAUGGGUUUUUUCUAUCGUACUAUACGUAUAGUCGAGAAUGGUAUCAAACCCGCGUAUGUAUUCGAUGGCAAACCUCCCGAGCUCAAGUCGGGCGUGCUCUCAAAACGUUUUGAAAGGCGGGAGGAAGCUAAGGAAGAAGGUGAAGAGGCUAAAGAAACCGGUACUGCAGAGGAUGUCGACAAGCUCUCUAGACGAACCGUCAAAGUCACAAAAGAGCACAACGAAGAAUGUAGAAAACUACUGAAACUUAUGGGUAUCCCUGUCAUCGUAGCGCCAUCUGAAGCAGAGGCACAAUGUGCAGAGCUCGCCAGGGGAGGCAAGGUAUACGCAGCAGGUUCAGAAGAUAUGGACACCCUCACCUUCAACGCACCCAUUCUCUACCGGCACUUGACCUUCUCCGAGGCAAAGAAAGCACCUAUAAGUGAGAUAAACCUCCAAAAGGCACUCGAAGGUCUCGAGAUGGACAUGUCACAGUUCAUCGACCUCUGUAUACUACUCGGUUGCGACUAUCUUGAGCCAAUAAGAGGAGUUGGCCCGAAGAGUGCUUUAAAGCUCAUACGAGAGCAUGGUGGGCUUGCAGGUGUCGUCGAGCAUUUGCGCGAGAAGCAGGCGGAGAAGGAGGAGAAAGCCGCUGACGCAGAAGAUGGUGUCAAGAAGAAAAAGGGAGGCGUACAAGUCCCCGAAGAUUGGCCUUGGGAAGAGGCAAAGAAAUUAUUUGAAAAACCUGACGUAGUCCCGGCUUCUGAGGUGGAGCUCGAGUGGAAAGACCCAGAUAUCGAUGGUCUUGUGCAGUUCCUGGUCACUGAGAAAGGAUUCAAUGAGGAAAGAGUCCGCAAAGGUGCCGAAAAGCUACAAAAAUUCUUAAACGCAAAGCAGCAAGGUCGUCUUGAUGGCUUCUUCUCAGUAAAAACCAAAACCUCGCCGAAGAAGUCGAAGGUCGACGACGCAAAAUCAAAAAGUAAAACUGUUAAAGACGGAAAGGGAACAAAACGGAAGGCAGAAGAGAAAGCAGGAGCAUCAAGCAACAAAAAGAGCAAGACGAAGAAAUAACUGGUCAACCACGUAGCACAUUCCCCUUCCUCUUUCAUUAUUUGCUAGGUGUUUUUCGAUGUCUGCACUAUCUUAUUAAUGUUGUAUCACGGCAUGUAUUUCUUCGCAUUGUAUAUUACUGCCCAAUACUUAUAUGAUUAGCCGUUCAAUCCAAAACACCAUCCUUCUAUCAAUCAGACAUGAACGGUGUCCC